Echinostoma caproni is the source of this 948-nucleotide messenger RNA. The record is from the annotation of a GenBank genome assembly. NCBI's taxonomy places the organism in Eukaryota, Metazoa, Platyhelminthes, Trematoda, Plagiorchiida, Echinostomatidae.
AUGAAAGAUGCUGUCAAUGAAGAACAUAAACAACAGCAGCAUCGUCGACCAGAACACCGGCACUCCUCUCCCGAUUUGAAUGAUGGCCAAGAGUUGGAUGACCAAUACACAAAAACCAAUCCAGUGGGUGAAUACACUCCAAUUUUUGAAGAAACUCCCCCGUUACCCCGUGAAAAAUCUCUAUCCCCGAAUCAAAACACCGAACCAAUUACUGAUGCCCAACUGAACUCGGUGACUGUAGAACUCUCGGAAAUGGAUCACGAAGAGGAAUCGGCCGAUCCGACCUCAUCUGAAAUUCUCGAACCACUCAUGCCUCAAACUCGUUCGUUCAAUGGCUCAAAACUACCAAAAUCAAAAGAUAAAAUAAAGAGCACAUCUAAUGAAAUACCUCACUCUGGGACGACCAGCAUAACAAUCAAUCAGCCACCAAUUACGGUGGACCGAGCUACCAGACAAGCACUGACAGAGCAAUAUCGACUCGGACUGAAACGGAUCGCUACCAACGUUGUGCCAGCAGAUGAUACGUCACGACGCUAUCACACAUUAACCCAUGUGGGACGAUCCUCGUCAGGACGGCUACCAGCAGAAAUCGUUCACACAACCUAUGUGAAUGCGAUUGACGUGCAAGAUUUGGUUCAUUACACACGUUUGUCCCAGUUGCACACGGAUCACUACGACGGUCCCGGGCAUCCUUUUCUGGAGUCGUCCGUGCCUCCAGACGAACUUCAUCUAGGCACACACGCUGGUGGUCACAGUCCAUGUCGAACACACACUUUGCCCCGACCCACAGUGUCACCGCUUUGGAUCGAGACGCACUCGGCCGGUCGGCAAUCGACACCCAUUCAGGAACCGUUUACUGUUGCGUCCCAACACGAUGCACUACUUUCCGAGUUGUACAAUCGGGGCAGCGGAGAUCCACUGAUCACAAACAACUCAGAUGUAGUGUAA